Molecule: messenger RNA, 1146 nt
Organism: Prorocentrum cordatum
Lineage: Eukaryota; Dinophyceae; Prorocentrales; Prorocentraceae
Source: the annotation of a GenBank genome assembly
AGCCAUCAUGGCCUCAGGCAGAUGGUCGUGAGGGCUGCUCGGGGCCGUCGCCCCGCUCAUGGCGCCUGCGGCGCUGUAGCGGGGGCCGAGGCGCAUGCCUGACGACGCCGACUCCCUGUACAGCCUGCUCCGCAAGGCCAAGCCAGUCUGGAGCGGGCAGGAGCUGCGGAGGGUCCACGAAAAGCUCGGCAGGGUGGACAUCCGGGACGCGGAGUCGCUGGGCCGCGCCGUGUGCGAGGGCAGGCUGAACGCGGCCCUGGCCUCCGCGGGCGAGCGCCGGCUGAAGAGCUCCACGGUCACGCAGUUGAAGGUCCUGGUCCGCGACGUCCACAGGGCCAAGCAGGCGGAGCAGGAGAGCGAGUCCAUCACGGGGCUGCGCCGGUGCUACUGCGGGGACUGCCGCUACUGCGCAGCGGGCGCGCAGGCCCGCGAGCUGCGUCUGCGGGCGCAGGCCACGAGCGAACCGUGCCUCGUAUGGCCGCCCUCGCCAUCGAAGAAGAGCCUCGCGUCGCCGCGCCGGGCCUCCGGCCCGGCCUCGAGCCGGCGGCCGCCCGCCUUCGCGGGAGCGCAGUCGCCCGCCCUGCGCCGCACCGGGGAGUCCCUCGCGGCGGGCGCGGGCGGCCCGGGCCAGCGCAGCGCGGCCGACCGGCUGACGGCGCUGGGCAGCAGGCUGCGCGACACGACGGAGAGGCUGGCCAUGGUCAGCCAGGAGUCCGGCUCGCUGGGCAGCUGUCCCAGUCCCGCGACAGGGAUGAUCUCGGCAGCUUGGCGGCAGACCUCGCGGACCCGUUCGGGCCUCAGCUCCCGGCCGGGCGGCCGGGCCAGCGUCGAGAGUGCGGCGACCUUCUCGUCCGCGCCCUCGCACGGCAGGCCGUCCCUGCGCCACGCGGCAAGCGCCCGGUCGCUGCACGCCGGAUGAUCGCCGUGGAGGCGAGGGGCCCAGGUAGAGUCGACUGCACGUAAGAGUGACCCUUCGAAUGCCGGGACGGUCGGUCCCUGCUCAAAGCAGAGGCUUGUCUUCCUUUCGGCCCGAAUCAGGGGCUGCAGCCUGCAGGCCAGAGGGGGCGUCAUCACCCGCUUCCCCCACGCCACGAUCAGGUCGCGGCCAGCGCAGCGCGACCGAUGCCGAAGCUGCGGAGAAAGUCA